AUGCUCAAUCCAACGGACAACGCCUCCGCAGCGGCACUUCCCUUUCCAGUGAGUUCUCGCCUUUCUGCUCCUUUUCAACUUUCAACCCCCCUCUCACUUUUCGCCUCCAAUUUUCCCGCCGUUUCAGGUCCCAUUUCAAAUGACCGACUCGCCACUCUCGAAACUUGUCGGCGUGGUCAACAAGUAUGAUAUCGAGAGCAAAUUGAAAUUGGAGCCGGCCAAGUCGGACAGUCUUCUUUUGCCGACCGACAUGAACGCCUACUCGCCGUACUUAUCAACGCCAAAUUGGUGAGUGCCGGAUAAGAAAUUGUUUAAUUGAGGGUAGUUUUGUGUAAGCCUAAAUUAUAGAUUCUCUAUGGGUGUCCUUCUAAUUAUAGUACGUUCGAACCCUCUCAUUUCUGGAUUCUUUUCUUUUCGCUCAUCAGAAUUCACUUUGUUUUCAGGUGGGUAGAUCAGACAAACUGGCACCAUUUGUACCCGUCAGUGACUGCGGCUUCUGCCGCCGACACCUAUCAGAAUUACUUCGCUUCCACUCCGCUCGGCGGACUCCUCUCUUCUUCCGUUUCCGCAGUCGCUGCCCAAUCCGCUGCGGCGGCCGUCACACAAUCAGCGCUCACAAAUGCAAUGGCCAAUCAGCAGAGGAAUCUUGCCAAGGUACGAAUUCGUCGAAAGCUGUGCACUUUUGCACGAAUCGGAGCAGAAAUAGUGUCGCUGUCGGCAAUUUGGUGACAUUUGCACGAGCGAAAAUAUCGGUGUACUUGGGGGAAAUGGGAAAUAUCAGAGAGUGAUUGUAGUACUAGUACUCUCAGCUGAUAAGUAGCUGCAUAAUGAUGGGUUGGGGAAGGUGCGAUGAGAUCAGUGAACUAUCGAAAAGCUCAAAGAUCGGACUGACGUACGCGGAAAAUAACUGUUUUGGCAUUUUAAAAAGUAAUACAUUUUACUUUCAGAAUUAUUCACAACGACGUCAUUUGGAAGCGGUCAAACCUUCGAGCAACUCAACCACUCCGGCCACAAUCUCAACGUCAGCCAGCGCCGCGGCGGGAAAAUAUCAAGCGGCCCGGACGACGAACAAGUGCGAGUGUCCGAACUGUCAAGAAGCCGAGAAGUUUGGUGAGUUCAGAAACCAUGAUUGCUUUGUAAUGCCGAAACGUGUCGAAGGGCAAUGAAUCUAAUCGAUUCGUCUUUCCGUCGUCGUCGUCGUCGCCGCCUCCGUCCGUUUUGUUCGUUUUCCUUACGAAAGCGUUCAAUUAAACACGCAAGAUUACUCUGCGGCUCUCUUUUCUUCGCACUCUCUCGCCUUUUUCGUCUUCUCAGAGGUGUCACUUUUGAGAGAAGACGUCUGGUCGUUUUUCGACGUUUUUGAGAAGAACGCAUUUUAUGCGUGGCGCGCUGGAGUCACGGAGCCGCCACAUUUUGAUGGAAGGCGUGCGAGGGGAAGCGCGUGAAUUGAUGGAAUUGAGAGGAUUUCGGUUGGAAGUGACUCGGAAUUUCGGGGAAAUAUUACGGCGGAUUCUGCUCGAAUCAUUCAAUCCUAAUUUGUUAUUGCCGCCGCUCUAAUAACUGUUUACUGAUAAUCCGCCGGACAUCUAAUUGCUCCAUUUCAUAAUAAUCUUCUCAGAAUCGUUCGCUUUCCCUCUCUAAUUUCAUUCUGUUUACCUACCUUCUCCCUACCCACCUGUUGGUCAGCUAAUCCGCUUUCCGUAUAUCCAACUACCGGGAGCUAAAUUAUCUAAUCAGAACGGCUCAUCGGAAGGGAAGGGAGCACUCCUGAUACAUUUAUAAUUGGCGUGAACGAGAAAGAUAGAUCGGCUCUUGGGAGCACGAAAAGAUGCCGACGGAUGAUAUGAAUCGGUCGAUGAAUACGCGCAAAGGGGAUAAGAUCUGGAAGGAAAUACGAUCGGGACGUGCGCGAAAAGGAAGUGACGUAUUUUUGGGGGGUCUGAGCUUUAGAACAGGAAGGGAAUACUAACCCAAUAACUUUUCGUUGCAGGACCCGAAUCAGUGGCAGCUCGGAAACGUGGAGUGCACAAUUGUCACAUUGCCGGAUGCGGAAAAGUCUACAACAAAAGCAGUCAUUUGAAGGCGCACUUGAGAUGGCAUUCGGGCGAACGGCAAGUGGUAAGGAAGCAGGUGUGAGCAAGACUUCCCGGGUGAUUCUCAGCGACCGAGAAACAGAAAACAUGUUUCUUUCCUCUUUUCCUCUGUGUUGUUCUUCGUCUUUCUCCUUCUUCUCUUUUCUUCAUAAAAAUUUUGCCAAUUUCCUUUUUUAAGUGUUCUGGAUUAUCCACGUUUUAGAUGCCGUAAGAUCUCUUGAAAAGGCAGAGCCGGUGAGUUCCGUGAUGUAUUCCGCUUUCGUGUCCAAAGUCCGUUUCUUUCUGAAAGUGCGCUCUUUCGUGCAACUGCCAAUUACCCCCCGUUAUCCCAUCCCAUUCCUUCAUACCGUGCCUAAUCCUUGUCCCAAAUAUUCUAUGCACAAUGUGCACUAUUGCGUCAUAGUGGAGAACCCGUCAAUUACAGUAACCCUACAAUUAUUGUGAUGAUUUCAGAAACGACGCUCAAAUGACAGUUGA
Molecule: messenger RNA, 2570 nt
Organism: Caenorhabditis sp. 36 PRJEB53466
Lineage: Eukaryota; Metazoa; Nematoda; Chromadorea; Rhabditida; Rhabditidae
Source: the annotation of a GenBank genome assembly